UGUUAAACCGUAUUGCAUGGUAAAAAGCAUUCGGUGUCGGUGAUUUUAACCUUAAUGUUUGCAAGAUGCUUAUAUUGUAAGAAUAUUAAUUUUAUUACAAAAUAGUGGACUUCCUUAAAUAUUCAACGAAUGAAAUAAAGUUAAAAACAUGUCUUAUUUAACGAGGAAAGAAAUAGACGAAAUGAAGCCGCAAAUCGAGAAAGCGGUUCAUAAAUUCCUUGGCUUUAGUGAACCAGCUAUUGUUACUACAGCUGUCAAUUGUAUCACUUCUGGCUAUGACAAACGUAAAACAGCAGAUAAAUUAUCAGCUUUAUUAGAAGACAAGAAAGCUUCUAAGUUGACAGAAAAGAUAUUUACGAUAUAUGAUGAUACUAAAGCAUCUCAAAAGAGUAAGAAACGAUCUCAUCCUGAAGAUAAAGAUAAAGAUAAAGAUGCAAAGAAAUCGAGAUUCAAAGAUGAUGAAACGAAAAAUGAAAAACCUAUAGAGACUCAACUUUCUGCAGAUAAGAUAAGACAAAUGAUGGCUAAUGCACAAAGAGAAAUAGAAGAAAGAAAAAGAGCUUUAAAGGCAAUAAAACAAGAAGAUGUUUCUGCAAAGCCUUUUAAAAUACGUGAUACACUACCAACAGUAGGAAGCAUGUAUAAUCAAGGCCUAUUGAGUAAAACAGAUUCAGACAAAGCACGAAAAAUAGCUGCGUUACAAGCACAGAUCAGAAAUAAGUUAAACUCAGGAUUACUUGGCAAUGUUAAUGUACCGGACAAACCAACUCCCUUAAUUUUGGAUGAAUCUGGCAGAACAGUAGAUAUAACGGGCAAAGAAGUACAACUCACUCAAGUAGUACCUACGUUAAAAGCUAAUAUACGUGCAAAAAAAAGAGAAGAAUUCAAAGCUCAACUACAAGACUCAAAAGGUCCAGAAGAAAUACAAGAUACUCAUUUUUUCGAUAACAGAAUAGGUGUAAAACCAGCUAUGCGUGGUAAACGUGCAUUAAAAUUUCACGAACCAGGAAAAUUCCAACAAUUAGCAGAAAGAAUGCGUAUGAAGACACAAUUAGAGAAAUUGCAAAACGAAAUUAGUCAAAUUGCUAGAAAAACUGGAAUCAGUUCAGCGACUAAAUUAGCUCUUAUCGCACCCAAAACUGAAGCUCUUAGUGAAGAUGUGCCUAAUAUAGAAUGGUGGGAUUCUGUUAUAUUAACCGGUGGAUAUCCUAAUGAAAAUGAGUUAACGACAAUCAAAAGUUUGACUAUCACGAAUUUAGUAGAGCAUCCAACACAAAUGCGGCCUCCAACGGAUCCUUUGAAACCAAUAUAUAUGCCUGUAUUUCUGACAAAAAAAGAACGUAAGAAAUUAAGAAGACAAAAUAGACGAGAAACUUGGAAGGAAGAGCAAGAAAAAAUUCGAUUAGGUCUAGAAGCGCCACCUGAGCCAAAGUUGCGGAUCUCAAAUCUCAUGCGAGUUUUAGGGACUGAAGCUGUACAAGAUCCUACUAAAAUUGAAGCUCAUGUUCGACAACAAAUGGCUAAAAGAUUGAAAGCUCAUGAGGAUGCAAAUGCAGCACGGAGACUUACUGCUGAUCAACGUCGCGAAAAAAAGGCGAGGAAGCUUAAAGAAGAUACUAGUCUUGGUGUAUAUGUUGCUGUUUAUAGAAUACGUGAUCUUGUCAAUAAUGCUUCAAAGAAAUUCAAAGUGGAGACUAACGCAAAACAGCUUUAUCUUACUGGUUGCGUAAUGCUGUUCCGAGAUUGUAAUGUUGUUGUAGUGGAAGGUGGAGCAAAACAACAAGCUAAGUACAAACGGUUGAUGAUGCAUCGCAUUAAAUGGGAAGAAGAUAUAGUUAAGGAUAAUGACGGGAAUGAUGUACCAAAUAGAUGUGUACUUGUGUGGGAAGGGACAAGUAAACAGCGCCAUUUCGGAGAAAUUAAGUUUAAAGUGUGCCCUAUUGAAAAAAUGGCUCGAGAACAUUUUAAGAAACAUCAAGUGGAACAUUAUUGGGAUUUAGCCUACAGUGGCGCAGUUCUUGAUAAUACAGAUGAAGUACGCCCUUAAAAUAUAAUCUUGUAAAUUAAUUUAACACAUAAUUAUAGCUAAUACAACAAAUGAUAAAUAACUUCUGUACAACUUAAUAAGAUUAUUGAAAUGAGAAAUAAAAGAUGUAUAACCAUACUAA
Mycetomoellerius zeteki is the source of this 2168-nucleotide messenger RNA. It is a transcript of the gene Prp3, whose product is annotated as pre-mRNA processing factor 3. Lineage: Eukaryota; Metazoa; Arthropoda; Insecta; Hymenoptera; Formicidae. The transcript has 5 exons. Gene Ontology annotation, biological process: mRNA splicing, via spliceosome. Bases 149 to 2047 code for a protein of 632 amino acids. Gene Ontology annotation, cellular component: U4/U6 x U5 tri-snRNP complex. The record is from RefSeq and is a predicted model, not a curated record.